AUCAUUUCAUUCGCAUCAUCACACUUCAUCACAUCCUUGUCUAAGCUCUGAGAGAGGCGGUGGGACCGUCCAUCAGAUUUCUAUGAACUCUGCUUCAAGCUUUUCACUACCAAUCCGGAAUAUAUUCGUCAAGUCCGAUUAGACUGCAAAAAUAAUCGUUUGAAUUUAAGCUUCCACAUUCCGCCGGAACAUUUUAUUCAAUAUAAAGGGAACGAUGAAAAGUGUUAGUCGCGCAAUCUGAUCUCGCUCAUCACGCAGUGACCUACCAAGCAUCAUUCCGACGUUCGUCCGCGAGACUCGUCAUCGCCAUGGAAGUCUACCUCAUAAUCGCCUCCAUCUCGGCUGCUUUAACCCUGGGGAUCGUUCUCACUGUCCUCGUCUGCGUGUGCUACAUUAAAACGCCUGGGAAGAUGAGAAAGGAUAAAGAAAGCGAGAGUGAUUUCGAAGCGCAUCCUCCAUUGUUUCUUAGCGAACCACCAAACUCAGACGAUGACUUCACACCGGGAAUGAAACUCCCGCCUUUUAGACGAUUUGAUAGUUCUAUUGACGGGUCAGAAUCAACGACUUCCUCUUCCACGCCUCCUCUAUCUCUUUAUCCCGCAAGCUUUACCAUACCCCGAGCACCUUCGAGCACCAUAAGUGAUCUAUCCAUCGAGAAGGCACAGCCACCAGUCAGCCCAAGGACGCCCUCUAUGAGUAGAAAACUUGAUCCAUCCCAACUCGACCCAAGCUCUCACAUGUACAAAGAAAUGUCGUCUCCACCUCGGAAAAUAUCCCAGGAAGGGCCCCCGUUAGGCAUCAUGAACUUCUCUCUAAAAUACAACUCUGAGAUGGGUCUACUAACAGUAAGACUGAUCCAAGCUCGUAAUCUUCAGCCUAGAGAUUUUAGCGGGACGGCCGAUCCUUACUGCAAAGUGUGCGUUUUACCACAUGCAUCUAAAACGUUACAAAGCAAGGUUCACCGGAAAACGGUAUUCCCGGAAUUUCGGGAAAGUUUCGUCUUUGAGAUACCCGAACUAGAUAUACAUCGGCAGACGGUGCGUGUUUAUUUGAACGAUUACGAUCAAUUCUCGCGGGACGAGUGUAUUGGUAUCGUCGACCUACCCUUGGCGCACGUGGAUCUGACUGAGAAACUGGAGGUGUGGAAAGGAAUCCGGACCCCGCCUUCUGUAUGCACUACUCUGUGCCCGUCUCAUAUUCUUGGUGAUCUGAUGUUCUCUCUGUCCUACCUGCCAAGUGCUGAACGUCUUACAGUGGUCAUUCUUAAAGCAAGGAACCUACGCACCGUCAACACCGCCGAGGGAAAGCAAACUGCUGAUCCAUACGUGAAGGUUUCAAUUUUCUACAUGAGUAAGCGACUGAAGAAGAAGAAGACUUCGACACAGCAUGGAACGCGAUCUCCUGUAUUCAAUGAGGCACUCGUCUUCAAUGUCGACACGGACUUCUUACAGCAUCUUACAAUCGAGUUUCAGGUCAUCCACGAGAACAGAUUCGGACAAAACGAGGUUUUGGGUAAAGCCGUGGUUGGGCCAGGUACUGGAGGGGAAGAGCUGGCUCACUGGAAUGACAUGAUUCGGUCCGGUAACAAACCUGUGGCUAGCUGGCACUGUCUUCUACCAUGAGCUCCCAUUGUGGAAUGAUGGCAUAUUGAUUUCCAACCAAUCACUUUUUGUGAUUAUGAUACGUCACAGUCAACUGACCAAUCAGGAUGUCGUGUUUUGGCGUUCACUGGCUACGAAAGAGAUCACUGAUGAUGCUCAUCUGCACCACUGAUCUGUUAUAUUACAGUUCAGUGAUCUGCACUGACUUAUCAUGUUUCCAACACUUCUUUGCACGUGACUGAUAGCACCUCACAGUUUCGAACAUUGACAUUGUUUCCAUGGUUACUGUGGUUCGUGAACUUUGUGAAAUGUCAUCGUCAACUUUGAUAGCAAAAAAGGGCCAAUCGUUGCUGCGGAUCAUUGACGUGAUCGAAGACUAUCCGAACAAUCUGACACUGGUAUGAUAAUAGGGCAAGAAUAAUGACAAGAACGCAUUAUGCAGAAUAUACGGCACCAUAUUGCAUGGAUGCAGGACUGACAUAGUCAUUUGUGGAUUUUCUAAAACAGUGACUACAAGUCACCUUAAUGUCAGAGAGAGAAAAUGGAAUAUGAAGGGUCGAUCGAUGUAUUCAUUAUUUUUGUGUUUGCGCACGACACACCAAAAAUGGCGAUGCAGCACCUUUGACCUAGGUGACGUCGAAGGAAUUAUUGAGCCUUAAAUGGAAAGCGUUGUUGUUUAAUCCUCAAGCAUGGAUCAAGAGAAGAUAAAUGUAGGCUGUAAGAAGGGGAUAACCGUGGUAGGUAACGAUCCUCAGCACGAUGCUAUACAGACAUUUUGACUUAUACAUUGAUUGAUUGUUUUUUUUUAAUGACAUCAAACUCAGCAAAAGCAGCGAUUUUGAGAGGUUACCUUUAUCCGUCUUCAUGGUAAUUUCGCUUGUGAAAAGGGUCAUCAGGUGAUAAAAUUUGCCUAAUGGAGAUUGUUUCAAAACGUUAGCCUUUCACAAAAUGUCUCGACAUUUCUUGACAAUCUUUAAAAUACUCCACAGUGAGUUGAAAAGAUCCGACAACGGCUAUUGAUGAGUAUACAAUGUCUGCUUUGAAAGUCGACACAUAUUAUUUAUUUUUAUGAAGCAUUUUUUCUCCACUGGAUGGAAACCAUUUUGAGAGUAGCCCUAUACUAUAUUUACUGUGGUUGUAAUUCAUUGUCGAAUCUAUUAAUGGCGUUGCUUGAUUACGAACUUGGUAUUAGCAAACGUUUCUAAUCUUCAUUUGCAUUGUGCUGCUGGUGCCGAAUUAAAGAUUAUGAGAUUGAAUGAUUUUUGUUAAAUAGCAGGGCACGUCUUACAAAGAAUUGCGAUUGAUCUGAUUAAUGGAAACUAUGGAAAGCCAGCAACGUCAACAUCUCAAAUGCAUGUUUAAUCAAAAUAUUUUUCUAGGUAUGAUGUAUAAUUCACACAUUCAUCGUUUUCUUGACAAUGCAGUGUGCUUAUCUUUGUUCACAAAGUACAUUUUGCACAUUUUCUGAAGACAAAAUUAUGAUGUGGAUAGAUUUCCAUAUAGUUGAGGACGAUCGGAUCAAUAAGAUAGCUCUUUGUAAGACGUGGCCCAUAAUGUUUAUCAUAUUAUGCUGCAGUAGCAGGUAACUGGUAAAAAACACAUUGGAUCAGUAUGGGGUCGUGUCAUAGACACUUACACACUAUAAAAAUGACGUGUUCAAUCAAUAUUUGGAAGGUUCUAGGAGUGAAAACCUAUUCCAAAUGUUCCAAAAAAGUACUAAAUGUGUUAUAAUAUUAUUGAAGGAGGGUUAACUAUUCGAUAUUCGUUAUUAAUAACUGCUAACUACUCAGUAGUGACAGGAAUAGAAGGAGAUGGGAACAGCUCGGGGAUGAAAGCGGACAAAAUAAUUGGGGCCAAAAACUGAAGGGAAAUAUCUGAAAAGGGGAAUACCGGGGAAAUAAGAGGUAAUUAUUUUGAUAAUACAAAAUGAGCACAGGAAAAGAUUGCUGAAUUAACGGAUUUUGAAAUCACCUAAUUGAAAUAUUAAAGGCAGAAUGAUCCUUAUGAUGUAACCUUAAAGAUUUAAAUAUUUUAAAAGAAUAGUACCAUUCAAAUCGGAUAUACUCAGAUUGUUAAAAUAUGACAUCAUUUGGGGCUAACCUCGAUUAGCAUCUUGCUAUUAUGUUAGCUCCAA
Molecule: messenger RNA, 3735 nt
Organism: Lytechinus variegatus (green sea urchin)
Lineage: Eukaryota; Metazoa; Echinodermata; Echinoidea; Temnopleuroida; Toxopneustidae
Product: synaptotagmin-5-like
Exons: 9
Coding region: 309-1622 (437 amino acids)
Biological process (GO): cellular response to calcium ion; calcium-ion regulated exocytosis; regulation of dopamine secretion
Cellular component (GO): membrane
Molecular function (GO): calcium-dependent phospholipid binding; calcium ion binding; clathrin binding
Source: RefSeq, a predicted model, not a curated record